Molecule: messenger RNA, 3300 nt
Organism: Ilyonectria robusta
Lineage: Eukaryota; Fungi; Ascomycota; Sordariomycetes; Hypocreales; Nectriaceae
Exons: 1
Coding region: 165-2993 (942 amino acids)
Source: RefSeq, a predicted model, not a curated record
CGGAGGCGCCCGCCAAGUGACAACCACUCUAGGGGAACCUACGAUUGUCAACCUUAAACAUCGCAAACCACCAAGCGUCGAUCCACCACUUCUUCACCCACGAUUGAUUCUGUCUUAUUCGCGACUGGAUAGAGACACGGCACAUUCAACAAUCCAUCCCCGCGAUGCCCCCACAGACCCGCUCCCGCGGCGUCCCGGCCCCAAACCGAGUCUAUCACUCGACGCCGGCCCAACAGCAGGCCCAGUUCCCGCCGCGCAGAAAGGUCGUCCGCACGUAUGGCAAGCAGACGCGCAAGAAGGAGACUGCUGGCAGCGCCCGGUCGAUGCGCCAGCAGACCCUGACGCAGAUUGACUUUGUGUCGAGCUUCGAGGAGGACCGCGACCCGAUCGUCAUGGACGACAGCGACGAAGACGAAGACGACGAGCAACAGAAGGAGAGCGACGCAACUGUCGACGAGAACAAGGAGAACCGAAGCUUGCGAAAAGAUGCAGAUGAUGGAGAUGAGCAGCCGGUUUCGGGCGGGAGGAAACGAAGGGGGAGCUCGAGAAAGGUCACAGCCAAGGACGAACGGGCCAAGCGAAGGCGGACGCUGGGUGAGGAAUCCGAUACAGAAGCCGCCGUCAAGAACGAACCCGCGAGUCGACGCAGGACGCUUGGCGAUCUCCCGGCCUCCAGCUACCACACCCAAACCCUCACGCAGUUCCUCGGCCGAGACCCCGCACACGCCCUCUGCAUCAAGGACUCGGAAGACGAAGACGACGACGAGAAUGACGAGAACGACAAUGGCUUCCAGGACUGGCUCCAGGACCCCGUCAGCCCGACCCCGCGGCGUCACUACCGAACAUCCGUCACGCCGAGAAAGCAGCGCCAGAUUCGAUUCGCCUCGCCUAAGCUGCCACAGCCAAACGAGCCACCAACGUCCAGCCCUAACGCCAGCCGCCAGGAAUCCGUUGUGCCUCAGACGCCCGCCAAGCGCGCCCGCGAUGAGAUCCCUUCCUCAAGCCAACUCUCAACCCCCGCGAGCAUCAUGAUGGGUCGGUACGGCGCCCCAGGCCAGAGCCCCUCGCCUCUCAAGAACAAGUCCUCGCCGGCUGCAGGGUCGACCCCGAGACCCAUUCUUAAAUCGCUGCCGGGGAAGCCUCGUAUCGCAACAACGCCUCGGCGCCGGGACCGCGUGAUCCAGGACUCGUUUGCCACCGACAGCUGGGGCUCGGGCGGCGCGAUGCCGCUGCAGGAGAUUGCCGUGCCAUCGCCCGGCGGCGAGACGGCUGCCUCUGCCGAGAGCUCGUCGCUGGCGGAUGAGAUGGAAACUCCUACAAAACCCCGGCGCAGGGGGCAGAGUACCGAACUGGGCGACGGGACGAAGGCCAAGGUGAAGGCGGAGACAUCGAGCCCCACGCCCAGGAAGAGAGUCACGCCUCGCAAGGCAGGGAAAAGGGUUGUCUUGGAGAUACCCGAUUCAGAUGCCGAGGACGAGGAUUUCGAGGUGUUUGACGAGAACGACGAGAAUGAUGAGAAUGAUGAAAAUGAUUUCGUGGCUGGCCCCGAGACGCAGUUCAUCAUGGACCAGAUUGCUUCCUCGGAAGAGGAAGAAGAAGGAGACGAGAACGUCAAGCCGUCAACGCCAACUCGGGCUUCUACUACUGCUCCUCUCGCCCAACACAACCAAGCUGCCACGGCCUCCUCGGCGGCAUCUUCCCGAUCACGACCUCGCCCCUCACAUUCGUCACCACAGCUGGCUCCCAUCGCAAGCUCCCAACCCACGACGCUCCCUCCUCCCUCAUCACCACCAAAGCCUUCUCGCCCCCUAGCCAACCGCCUCCGCAAACCUCUCCAUCACGCGUCCACCCACGGCGCCACCCAGACGCAACCCCUCGAGUCGCAGCGCGUGCCCCUGGUGACCCUCCAGGCGCUCCCGCCAGCCUCGGCCCGCACCGACGUGCUCCUCCCGCUGAGCCCCGACGUGCUCGCCGACGUGCUCGAGGGCUUCAGCGUCUGCCUCGUGCUCCCCUUCAAGGUCCCCGCCCAGGUCGUCCGCUUCUGGCUCUUCGACGGCACGCUCUUGCGCUACAUGGCCUGCGCCGACGCCGGCCGCGUCGAGAAGGGCGGCGGCUCAUGGCGCUAUGCCCUGCCGCAGGUGUACGAGCUCAACAACCCCGUCGACGACGAGGAUAUGCGCGAGGAGGGCUGGGUCGACGGCGAGAUUGGCCGCUACGUCUACCUGCCGCCUGCCAUUAUCGGUCAGUUGCUAUGGAACCUUCGUCAUGCGCUCUUCAGCGAGACCGACGAAGAGGUCGGUGCCAUGGACGCGCCGUCGCUUCCUCCCUCUCACUCUAGCCCUCCCUCUCAGGACGAAGAAGAAGAGCAAGUCCAGCUCCUCCCCAGCUCCUCAGCCCCGCAGCCAAGGGACAAGAUGCCAGCGCCGACGCCGACGCCCAGCAUCAGCGUUUCGCAGCAGGUCGAGGCCCAGCUCCAGAGCGACAUCGCCCAGUCGACCCAAUUCCCUACAUCUGACGAUAUCCUCGUGCCGUCGACCCCUGAAGCCGAGCGCCACCACGUACCAUCGUCGCCAACGCCAACAAGGGCCGACCCUCGCACUGCCAUCAAGCGGCCGCCAUCUCGCCUCCCGCCCCUGACGCCCUACAACGCAUCAUCGUACCGCGCCUCACGACCUCCCAUCAAUCCUCCUCGCCCAUCCGGCGGCGUGCGGCCCUCGCAGGCCACCACCGCCUCUCAAGCCUCCACGCCCGACAAGUCCUCCGCUGCUGCCGCCGCCUCACGCCCGCCGUCGUACCCGCAGCUGCAGUCGUCCAGCAGCAUCGUCUUCCACGACGACUCGCCGCUGCACAUGCCCCCGGGCUUCCCGCUCGCUCCCGAGUCUUCUCAGCUGUUGACAAAGAGUCAAAUGCUGCCGGAUAGUCUGGUCCGCGACGACGCGCUAGUUCCCCCCGAGAUUUGGGACUCGGAUGAAGACGGCGACGGGGGUCUAUAAUGUUCCUAGGUGUAUCAUAUGUUCUAAAAGGAAAGGUGUUGCAAGGUCACUGAAAUGAUGUGAAUGGUGUCGCCGAGUAGGAUGGCACGGUACGGAACGCAGCAGCGGCGUGGGACAUGGGAUAAACGGAUUCGACAUAUUACUGUUUUUUAGCCUCGGUGUUCAGGAUGUUCUUGAUCAGGAAACGGAUAUUCUCAUGUGAUGGGAAGAAAUUGACCACCAGAAGUCGGUAGAUCCGUCACAUCACGCCGCGUAGACAUUGUACACACAGUUGAAACCGAAAUACAGGGUUAGACAAGUUUAACAC